Messenger RNA from Solea senegalensis (Senegalese sole), 2260 nucleotides. It is a transcript of the gene dnajc21, whose product is annotated as DnaJ heat shock protein family (Hsp40) member C21. The transcript is spliced from 12 exons. Bases 327 to 1949 code for a protein of 540 amino acids. Lineage: Eukaryota; Metazoa; Chordata; Actinopteri; Pleuronectiformes; Soleidae. Gene Ontology annotation, cellular component: cytoplasm. The record is from RefSeq and is a predicted model, not a curated record. Gene Ontology annotation, molecular function: nucleic acid binding; zinc ion binding.
AUUAAGCGGCACCGGAGAGAAGCCAACGUUCGUAGUUUAUGGUGCGAAUAAGACGUUGAAAAAUAACUUCGUGUAGAGAACCUGUUUCAUCAGUACAAAGAAAGUCGCACGUGUUUGAAUAUGCAAGGGAUAAACAUUACAACAUUGGUACUAUCACCCGAAAAGUGUGGAUGGUUUUAGAGAAGAAGUGGAAGAUGCUGCCGGCUCGCUAGCAUGCUGUAGUUGAGUUAAUGCUAAAGCUAGCUUCGUCUGGGAAAACGUGAGCAACAUUACAUUUUCGAGCAUUUUUUUUAAAGACGGGUUUUUAGUCACAUCUUUUUAAAAAAAUGAAGUGCCACUACGAAAUGCUGGGCGUGAAACGAGACGCAGGAGACGACGAAUUAAAGAAAUCUUAUCGUAAAUUGGCAUUGAAAUGGCAUCCAGAUAAAAACUUGGACAAUGCAGAGGAGGCGGCUGAGCAUUUCAAGCUGAUUCAGGCAGCAUAUGAUGUCCUAAGUGAUCCACAGGAGAGGGCUUGGUAUGACAAUCACAGGGAAGCUCUGCUUAAAGGAGGACUGAGUGGGGACUAUGAAGAUGACAGCAUUGACCUCCUACAGUACUUUACUGUCACUUGUUACUCUGGCUAUGGCAAUGAUGAGAAGGGUUUUUACACUGUCUACAGAAGUCUGUUUGAGUCCAUUGUUAAGGAGGAAAUGGAGAGCGGCAAAGUGGAAGAUGAGGAAGACGAGGAGUUUCCUUCUUUUGGAGAGUCUGAGAGUGACUAUGACACUGUUGUGCACGUGUUUUAUGGCUACUGGCAGAGCUUCUGCACUCGUAAAAACUUUGCCUGGAAGGAGGAGUACGAUACGAGACAGGCCUCCAACCGCUGGGAGAAAAGAGCCAUGGAAAAAGAGAACAAGAAAACCAGAGAGAAGGCUCGCAAGGAGCGCAAUGAACUGGUGCGGCAACUUGUCGCGUUUGUCCGCAAGCGCGACCGACGUGUGCAGAACCAUAGGAAGCUGGUGGAGGAGCAGAACGCUGAGAAGGUCAAGAAGAUGGAGGAGCUGAGGCGGAAGCAGAAGCUGAGCCAGGCCAAACUGGCAGAGGACUACAAGGAGCAGAGUUGGGCCGCCAUGUCUGAACUGGAGAAGGAGCUGCAGCAGAUGGAGGCUCAGUACGGAGAAGAAUUUGGAGAUGCAUCAGAAAGUGAAGAAGAAGAACAGGACAUAGAGACACAAGAGAAGAACAGUGAAGAGGGAGGAGAUGCAGACCAGCCUGAUGGAGACGACUUGACAAUCGAUUAUUAUGAUGACCUGUACUGUCCAGCCUGUGAUAAAUCUUUCAAAUCAGAUAAAGCAAUGAAAAAUCAUGAAAAGUCUAAAAAGCAUCGGGAGAUGGUGGCAUUACUACGGCAACAGCUGGAGGAGGAGGAGGAUUCGCUUGGUUUGAACUGUGACAAGGAGGAAGGAAAAGAGGAAAAUGGGCAAGAAGAAGGGGAGGAGGAAGAGGAGGAAGAAGAAGAAGAGGAGGAAAAGCCAAGACAAAAGCUGUCAAAAAAACAGAAGAGGAAGAAGAAACAGAAGGAAGUAGUACAUCAGAGCGCUCCAAAGGAAGAGGAGAAGGAGGAGAAACCAACACUCAGCAACUGUGAGGAAAAUGUUCCCGACACGCCUGCGCCUGACGCCACAGAAGCAGAGAAGCAGGACGAUCUCCCUCCCACGGAAGUCAAGAGCAGCUCUGGGAAGACGAAGGGAAAGAAGGGAGGAGGAAAAGACAAACCAAAGAACGUCAAGUCAAACACAGGAGAAGAGCCGCAGAAUGAAGUAAACCUGCGCUGUGUGACCUGUAACUACGAGUUCCCCACAAGGAAUAAGCUGUUUGACCACCUGAAGGCCAGUGGCCAUGCCAGCGCUGUCUCUGCAAGCAGCUCUGCGAGCCGGAGCAAAAAGGACAAGAAGAAAAACAGAUAACACAACUUUGAUUUUGUGCUGAUGAACCUGAAAGAGAGUUUGCUCACAUAGAAACACUGGAAAAACAAAAUGCUGAAAAAUGAGGAUGAACUAAAGAAACUGAAUGUCGACUAUAUUGGAUCGAGUCUUCCAGCGUUGAAGAGCUGACCCCUUUUUUUUUUUUUCUUUCAUAGUCACCUCAUCAAUACAAUGUCAGCUGUUUCUCCAAUUUAGAGAUCAUCUAUCUGUGUCUACCAUGAACAGCUCUGUAGUGGUAUGACUGCAUUAUAUUUAUAUGUGUAUACACACAUAUAUAUAUAUAUAUAUAUAUA